This is a messenger RNA of Carassius auratus (goldfish), 2166 nucleotides long. RefSeq names its product methyltransferase 21A, HSPA lysine (gene mettl21a). The record is from RefSeq and is a predicted model, not a curated record. Bases 1 to 657 code for a protein of 218 amino acids. Lineage: Eukaryota; Metazoa; Chordata; Actinopteri; Cypriniformes; Cyprinidae. The transcript is spliced from 3 exons. Gene Ontology annotation, cellular component: cytosol; protein-containing complex.
AUGGCUUUGGUGCCCUAUGAUGAGAAUCUAGUGCCUGCGCUGUCGAAACUGCACCAGACUUCAGCUGAAUUUCAUCUGGCCAAUCACAGGAUCAGACUCAGCCAGGACUGGAACCGAUUGGGUGUCGCUGCUGUGGUCUGGGACGCAGCAGUAGUGCUCUGCAUGUUCCUGGAGAUGGGAAAGGUGGAUCUGAAAGGAAAGAGAGUUAUUGAGCUUGGAGCCGGCACAGGUUUGGUGGGCAUUGUAGCUGCUCUUCUUGGAGCCAAUGUGACAAUUACAGACCGAGAGCCUGCAUUGGAGUUUCUGGCUGCGAAUGUGCGUGAAAACAUUCCUCCCAGCCAGCAGGGGGCGGUACAGGUGUCUGAACUCACCUGGGGUGAGAAUCUCCAUCUAUAUCCCACAGGCAGCUUCGAUUUGAUCCUGGGAGCCGACAUUGUUUACCUGGAGGAGACGUUUCCCGCCCUCCUGCAGACUCUUGAACACCUGAGCUCGGAGAACACGGUGGUGGUGUUGUCCUGUCGGAUUCGUUACGAGCGCGACGAGCGCUUCCUCGUGGAGCUACGACAGAGGUUCUCUGUGCAAGAGGUCCAUUAUGACUCUCAAAGGGACAUUCACGUCUACAGAGCGGUGAAGAACACUGCAAACACUGAACUGUAAGAGCUGGAUGGAGCUUCCUGUUUGUAAUUCACAGCAUUUUAAAUACUGUCAGUAGAGGUGCAGUUGUUGGUGUAGAGCAGUGGUCGGCCACUGGCCUGCCAGGAAUAAUAUCUGGCCCAUGCCCGCAGUCAGGUUAUUUUAAAAGCGUAAGUAUUGGAACAGUAAAGACAGAAAUGUUCUGUUUGCUGUGGAAUCAAGAAAUCUGUACAUAUGAUUAAAAGAUGAAUAUGAGACAAAACUACAGAAUGUCACAUUUUAUUAUGGGUGAUUCAACACAAAGAUGUUUCACCAGCUAGGAAGAUCAGCACUUUUCGAGAUUCAUCUCAGCGUCUGAUUGCCUCUUGGGUCUUUCUAAGUGUUCAGCUGUGUCCGGUUAGGGUUAGGGCAUUAAUUCUUCAGAUAUUAAAAGCAGAGAAUAUGUCUUAUCGGUUAUAUCCAUUGCUUCUGCAGUGUAAGUCUUACAUUCGACGAUGACACACACAAACCUGGAUGAAGACGAGGAAGCUGACUCUGAAAGAAAAGCAAGCAAUUUGGAUGCUAGAAGAAAAGAGGAAGUCAAUUAGAACUAUAGGAAAAACAAAGGGCAUGAAGAAAUCAAGAGUUUGGGAACUACAGGCAACAUCAGCAACCAACGAUGACUUGAUCGGGUAAGAAAACACGAAACACAAAAGCUGUGAAAAUAAGCCCUGAAGUACAUGUCUGUAAAAUCUCCAACAACCUCCAGAAAGCUGGGAUGAUGCUCUGUCAGUCCAUAGUCCACAGGAGAAUUUGACACACAAUUACAGAAGCUACACAGCAAGAUGCAAAACUGAUCAGCGCCAAAAAUAAAAAGGCAAGAUUCUUCACAAUUGUGAGCCAGUAGAGUUUUGGAACGGAGGUAUAAAAUCACCUAUAUUCAAGAAAAUGCCACCAAACUCUUUAGAAAACAAUUCAUAUUGGAUCAGGACAGUGACCCCAAACACCCUGCCAGUUCAGUCAAAGACUUUACCAGAGCAAAGAAAUGUAAAGUCUUAUUGCCCAAAUCAAUCUCCAGAUUUAAAUCUGAUUGUACAUUAAUUUCACCAUGUGAAGAGGAGACUAAAGACAGAAGAGCACUCCCCAAAACAAGCAACAGUUGGAACUGGCUGCAUUAAAGUCAGGAGAAAAGCAUUUCAAAGCAUAAGACCAAGAGUCUGGUGAAGUCUGUGGGUUUUUGGGAUCUGCAACUAAAUAUUAGCUUUUAAUCUUUUACAUCUGCCUUAAAUUCAACUGUUCCAAUACUUCUAGCUACUCUCAUCAUAUAGUGGGGUGAACUAUAUUUUUAUUUGGUAAAACAUGUACGUGUCAAAAGACCUAAUAAUAAAAUGUGACGUUCUGUAGUUUUGUCGCAUAUUCAUCUGUUAACUGUCACCGUCCCGUAUACGGGACGCCUAAAUUUACUUCAAUAUAUUACAAUUAUAUCCUAAUCUAAUCAUGACAAACUAUAUAUCGUUGGAAAGGUCUAAGACUCCUAAAUAUAUAUUUGACCAC